CCAGUCAUUCCAGUUUCACUCUGAAAUGCCAAAAUAAUGAAACAACUGGCGUUAUGUGCAAUUAUUUUGUUUUUCUGGUUUUGAUUGUUUACAUUAAGGUUGAGGGAGGGAACCAACACAGGAGAAGCGAGGACAAAAAAGAAAGUGAUAACAAUGACAACAGCUUCAUGCGGCUCCAGAAAAGCCACCAAGAGAGUCUGGCAGAUUUUCAAGCAAGCAACGAAGACAGUUUGUCGUGGAGAACGUAUUUUUGGGACGCAUUCUCGAACGUCUUCGUGGUUCAGCAAGAAAGAAAAUACAGAAAUCUUACUGCCAACUUACCACACCUCGUCCGAGUAAGGCGCUCAAAACGACGCAAAUUUGUCGUCAAGUGUUGCGGGUCGAAUUCCUGCUCUGAGGAGAGCGCCGACAGCUACGAGAGGCGACAAGGCGAAAAAGCGCGCAAGCAGCAAGAGACAAACAUCGUGAACGAGCUGCAGUACAAGAGAAGGCGGCAAAUGAAGAAAAAUCCGCAAAGGAACCUGAGCCAGUUGCAUGCGUACGGAGUCCUCACCGAGGCCGGCAUCCAUAUUUCCUGCUCGGGAUGCCCUUCAGGGUGGCCUGACAUGCUCACCGUCUACCCUGACUACGAGUUAGGCAUCCCUGUGAGUUGCUUCAACUGUCCAAACAACUGGCCCGGCGCGCUGAACCUUCUGGGCGUCGGAGGCGACCCUUCGUGGACCACCAACCAGCCCUCUGGCUUUGGUCAAGGAGGGGGCGGGGGAAAUAAUUUCAACGCCUUUGAUACUGGCAGCAACUUCGGCGGGGGCGGCAAUGGGGCCGGCAGUGUUCCACCUUUAAACGGGGGCGGCGGGGACGGACCUGACUACGGGGAACCUACAGAUGAAUAUUCUGACCAGUAUGAUACUGAGCCGACUUUAAUGUUUACCAAGGGCCAAGGAUUGUCAACAGUUGCGUCUGCAGCCCAGCCGGCUCAGGAAAGUGGAACAAGUCAAAAUGAUGACACGACCACUGAAAGUGAAUAUGAGGGCGACGGAAGCGACACUUAUUAUGAUGAAGAAGAUGAAACUACAAACGAGACUACGCUGGCUUCCAAGUCUGAAAUAACAAAUAAUGUCAAAACAACACUUGGAGCAGCCAAAGGGACAGCUGGGACAACUACUAAAGAGUUAACAACUACCGAUGUAGAAAGUAGUGCCGAUGAUGCAACUGAAGCAGGGGACGAAGAAGACACAAGUGAGCUUAAUUCUACAGCGGAUGCCACAUCCCAGCCAGCAGAAGAGGGAGUAGAUUUUGGGAGUAAAUGAAACCAGUUUGAUAACGUGCAUAUUAAAAAAUUUCAAUUCUAUUGGUGUAUAAUACAAAAUCUAUGCAAUCGUGGAAAUUUGAAAACAGAAUGUCUUUGGCAAUCACAAUAAUAAACAGCUAGAAAGAUUCUGAGGGAAAGCUCUUGGCAAGAGCAUUGCUAAAUUUAAAAUUAACGCAUUUUCGUGAGCAAUACAUUGCAUCGAAACCCCUGCCCAGGUUACAAUAAUUAAUGGAAGAUGUGAAUACAACACAAGGACAUGUCUGUACCACUGGCAAGAAAGGAAAUCAUUACAGUCUUGUGAAUAGUUAUCAAAUAAAUUUCCUUCGCUGAAACAA
Molecule: messenger RNA, 1644 nt
Organism: Cloeon dipterum
Lineage: Eukaryota; Metazoa; Arthropoda; Insecta; Ephemeroptera; Baetidae
Exons: 4
Coding region: 54-1307 (417 amino acids)
Source: RefSeq, a predicted model, not a curated record